Cynara cardunculus var. scolymus (artichoke) is the source of this 2184-nucleotide messenger RNA. RefSeq names its product probable inactive purple acid phosphatase 2. The record is from RefSeq and is a predicted model, not a curated record. NCBI's taxonomy places the organism in Eukaryota, Viridiplantae, Streptophyta, Magnoliopsida, Asterales, Asteraceae. Gene Ontology annotation, molecular function: metal ion binding; acid phosphatase activity. The transcript has 2 exons. The coding region runs from base 23 to 1981 and encodes 652 amino acids.
UCUUAGCAAUUCCAUUCCCAAAAUGAUGAUGAAUUCAUCAAUCACUCUCUUCUUCUUCCUCACUAUUUUUAUUGGCCCUUCAAUCUCAGAAUCAGUCUCUCUUUCAAUCUCUUCAAACUCACUCUCAAAAUCAAACAACUCGGUAACAAUCAACUGGUCCCGAGUCGAUUCACCUUCACAACUCGACUGGAUCGGCAUCUACUCGCCACCCAACUCCUCCCUCUACAACUACAUCGGCUAUCUCUACCUCAACACCUCUCCCACCUGGGAAUCCGGAUCGGGUUCCAUCACAAUCCCUUUAAUUAACCUCAGAUCCAAAUACAAGUUACGGAUAUUCCGAUGGUCCGAGUCAGAGAUCAUCCCGACUCGCCACGACCACGACCACAACCCGUUACCCCAACCCAAACAUUUGCUGGCGGAAACGGAGGAAUUCGAGUUCGAACAGCGUCAUGGACCGGACCAGAUCCAUUUAGCAUUAACGGGUGAGGUAGGUGAGAUCCGAGUCAUGUUUGUGAGUGGCCAUGGGAAGGAGAGUGUGGUGAGAUACGGGUCGGGUCCUGAUCGGAUGGAUCAGGUGGUGGAAACUAGGGUUGGGCGGUAUGAAAUGGAGGAUAUGUGCGAUUCUCCGGCGAAUCAGAGUGUUGGAUGGAGAGAUCCAGGGUUUAUACAUGAUGGAGUGAUGGUGAAUUUGAAGCCAGGGAAGAGGUAUUUCUAUAAGGUGGGAAGUGAUGCAGGGGGUUGGAGCAACAUCUUCAGCUUUGUAUCACCAGAUGAAGAUUCAGGUGAAACAAUAGCUUUCUUAUAUGGAGACAUGGGAACUGCAACACCAUACAACACCUUUGUAAGAACACAAGAUGAAAGUAUUUCCACCAUUAAAUGGAUUGCCCGUGAUAUCGAAUCACUCGGUGAUAAACCCGCUAUGAUUUCCCACAUCGGCGAUAUAAGCUACGCUCGUGGCUACUCGUGGUUGUGGGACCAUUUCUUCAACCAAAUCGAGCCUGUGGCAUCAAAAGUCCCGUACCAUGUCUGCAUCGGGAAUCAUGAAUACGAUUGGCCGUUGCAGCCAUGGAAACCGGACUGGGCUAUGUAUAUCUAUGCUAAAGAUGGGGGUGGUGAAUGUGGAAUACCGUAUAGUCUUAAGUUCAACAUGCCUGGAAAUUCGUCUGAGUCGACCGGGAGUCGGGCUCCGGCGACUCGGAACUUGUACUACUCGUUUAAUUUUGGUGUUGUUCAUUUUGUGUAUUUAUCGACGGAGACGAAUUUCCUCAAAGGGAGUAAGCAAUACGAGUUCUUAAAGAAGGAUUUGGAGUCGGUUGAUCGGGUGAAAACACCAUUUGUCGUAGUCCAAGGUCAUAGACCGAUGUAUACAACGAGCAAUGAGGUUAGGGAUCGUCCGAUCAGGGAGAAGAUGCUCGAGCAUUUGGAGCCGUUGCUUGUGGACAACAAUGUGAAUUUAGCCCUAUGGGGCCAUGUUCAUAGAUACGAACGUUUUUGUCCAAUAAACAACUUCACCUGUGGGAGCGGCCCUGUACACGUGGUGAUUGGGAUGGCGGGUCAGGACUGGCAACCCAUUUGGGAGCCUAGACCGAACCACCUAACAGACCCAAUCUUCCCACAACCAGCCCGCUCCAUAUACCGUGGUGGUGAGUUUGGGUACACCAAACUCAUUGCCAACAAAGAGAAGCUAACAUUUACAUAUAUCGGAAACCAUGACGGAGAGACACACGACGCGGUGGAGAUCUUAGCCUCCGGGAAAGUCAUAAAUGGUGAAAUUACUAAUAUGAUGACCGAUGAGGGUAAACAUAGUGACGAUAGUAGGGGUAAAAGUGGGAAAACAUCGUAUUCGUGGUAUGCUCUGGGUGCCGCUGUUGUAUUAUUUUGUCUUUUAAGCGGAUAUCUUGUUGGAUUGAGAUCUCGUGCAAAGAAGGAAACCGUUACGAAUAAAGAAUGGACUCCCGUCAAGACAACGGAGGAAGCAUGAAUCUUUCAUAUACUUCGUUCUGGUAGUUUGAAACUAAGUUACAGAUUAGGAUCAAAAACGGUUUUGAUUUGUAUAUGUCGCUUACGAUAUCUACGAAAUUCUUACGAGAUUUGUGUAUAUAUAUACGUCUUUCGUGUACCGUAUAAAUAACAUGUUUGCUGUUUUAACGAUAUAGUACAAUGAAGUCUUACUUUAUCGCGUUA